Molecule: messenger RNA, 300 nt
Organism: Pichia kudriavzevii
Lineage: Eukaryota; Fungi; Ascomycota; Pichiomycetes; Pichiales; Pichiaceae
Exons: 2
Coding region: 1-300 (99 amino acids)
Biological process (GO): cytoplasmic translation
Cellular component (GO): cytosolic large ribosomal subunit; ribosome
Molecular function (GO): structural constituent of ribosome
Source: RefSeq, a predicted model, not a curated record
AUGGCUGCAUCCGGUAUCAUUAUUGGUUCUAACAAAGGCCACAAGGUCGAAGCAAAGGCUGUUCCAGCAAGACAAUCCUUCAAGAAGGGUUCUAAGUCCCAAAGAACCACUUUUGUCAGAUCUUUAAUCAGAGAAGUUGCUGGUUUAGCACCAUAUGAAAGAAGAGUUGUUGAAUUGAUCAGAAACGCUGGUGAAAAGAGAGCAAAGAAGUUUGCAAAGAAGAGAUUAGGUACUCAGAAGAGAGCUUUAGCAAAGGUUGAAGAAAUGAACGCAAUCAUUGCUCAAUCCAGAAAGCACUAA